UGUUACUGUAUCCACCCACGGCUUGUGAACUUUCCAAUCUCAAUCUCAUAAAUCUUUAAAGCACGAGGAUCCAAUAAUGGAAUCCUUGGCGAUUAAACCUCAACCAAAUCCUAAAGCCAAAGCAUUGCACAAAUCCAGAGAGAGAGAGAGAGAGAAGCUCUGCCCCCACUAAUGGUGCUGCUCUGCGACUGCCAGCUGCUAUCCCCAUAAAACCUUUGAUUUUACUUCACCCACAAAUCCAAUUCCGUCUGAUUCAUCCACUCACCAAUAAUUCCUUCUAAAGAUCUCAACUUGAACCCCCAACAUUCACUCUCUGUCUCUCAUCAGAAACAAAGGGGACACCGAACAUGGAUGUGGGUCAGAUGCAGAGACAGUUGGUGGAAUACACCAAAUCUUUGUUCAUUGAGGGAUAUUUGGACAGUCAGUUCUUGCAACUCCAGCAACUACAAGAUGAGAGUAACCCAUCUUUUGUUGCUGAAGUGGUUUCUCUCUUCUUUGAAGAUUCUGAGAGGAUUCUCAAAGAUCUCACCAUUGCUCUUGAUCAGAAAGUUACUGACUUCAAAAAAGUUGAUGCUCAUGUUCAUCAGCUCAAGGGUAGCAGCUCAAGCAUAGGUGCCCAAAGGGUUAAAAACGCCUGCAUUGCUUUCCGCGGCUACUGUGAAGAACAGAAUGUAAACUCGUGCAGCAGAUGUCUGCAGCAAGUAAAGCAAGAGUACUUCCUUGUCAAGAACAAGCUGGAAACUCUGUUCAGGCUUGAGCAUCAGAUUGUUGGAGCUGGUGGGGCAAUCCCUAUGGUGGAACUGGGUUUCUAAGAGAUGGAUUGGAGGAGAAGCUUGUUGUAAGAGUGUCUUGUGAUCAUUUUUCUCCUUUGGUAGAAUAUGUAUCUCAGGCUUUUGUUGUUGUUGAUUUUGUGAUUGUUAUGAAUGUGAUGGAGAUAUUUCCAUCCAAUGUAUGAUGAAUGUAGGUUUGAUUUGUGAACUCUUCUUGUUGCGUGCAUUCAAGGAGGUUGAUCUCACAAAUGAUAAUUUUUUUUUUUUUUUUUGGUAUCAAAUGGGAAAAACCCAAAGGCGUUAUGUAGUAAGAUCAUUUAAGUAUGAAGUCUCAAGUUCAAGUC
Molecule: messenger RNA, 1114 nt
Organism: Prosopis cineraria
Lineage: Eukaryota; Viridiplantae; Streptophyta; Magnoliopsida; Fabales; Fabaceae
Product: histidine-containing phosphotransfer protein 1
Exons: 6
Coding region: 348-812 (154 amino acids)
Biological process (GO): cytokinin-activated signaling pathway; phosphorylation; phosphorelay signal transduction system
Cellular component (GO): nucleus; cytoplasm
Molecular function (GO): histidine phosphotransfer kinase activity; protein histidine kinase binding
Source: RefSeq, a predicted model, not a curated record